Molecule: messenger RNA, 1673 nt
Organism: Xenopus tropicalis (tropical clawed frog)
Lineage: Eukaryota; Metazoa; Chordata; Amphibia; Anura; Pipidae
Gene: dmc1
Product: DNA meiotic recombinase 1
Exons: 14
Coding region: 434-1459 (341 amino acids)
Biological process (GO): reciprocal meiotic recombination; DNA repair; spermatogenesis
Cellular component (GO): nucleus; chromosome
Molecular function (GO): single-stranded DNA binding; DNA binding; ATP binding
Source: RefSeq, a predicted model, not a curated record
CUUAAGUCGUUUUCCUGCAGAGAGAGAUUAUAAAUACAUUAUGUAGAGUACAUUAAUAAAUGGGAAUAAAUCAAUUUUCCACUGGCAAUUUCAAGCACUGGACAUUUUAUGCAAAUGUUUUAAAAUCAUAUGAUUGAUUAUAGAGAAAUUCAGGAUUCUCAGGAUAUUCAUUAAAUAUGUAAAUGCUGGAGCACCCCUGUCAGGUAAUUAUUGCUUGGAAACAUCAAGGUUCACCUGUCCAUCAAGGUCCACCAAGGUGCAGGACAGAACCAUAUUAGUAAAUGGGGCGUUGAUUUCAACUGUUUAGCCUUCUGCCUCUAACCUGGCAAAUCAUUCAUAUUCUAUUGCCCUCAGAAUGCCCUGAGUGAGUUCCUGUGAUCCUGUGUUUGGGGAGGGUCAGAAUCUCCAGGUGGCAGAAUCAUUAACUGCUGUCAUGAAAUCAAUGGAGGAUCAGGUUGUUGAAGAAGACGUAGGAUUUCAUGAUGAGGAGUCAUUUUUCCACGAUAUUGAGAUGUUACAGAAGCAAGGAAUUAAUGUGGCAGACAUAAAGAAGCUGAAGUCUGUAGGAAUCUGCACAAUCAAAGGAAUACAGAUGACCACUAGAAAAGCCUUGUGCAACAUUAAGGGCCUUUCUGAAGCAAAAGUGGAAAAAAUAAAAGAGGCAGCGAAUAAAGUAAUUGAACCAGGUUUUCUCACUGCUUUUGAAUACAGUGCAAAGAGAAGGAUGGUGUUCCACAUAUCAACUGGAAGCCAGGAAUUUGACAAAUUACUAGGAGGAGGGAUAGAAAGCAUGGCAAUAACAGAGACAUUUGGAGAAUUUAGGACUGGAAAAACUCAGCUGGCACAUACAUUGUGUGUUACAGCUCAACUACCUGGACCAAAUGGAUAUACAGGAGGGAAAAUAAUCUUCAUUGAUACAGAAAACACAUUCCGCCCAGAUCGGCUGCAUGACAUAGCUGAUCGAUUCAGUGUAGACCACGAUGCAGUUUUGGACAAUGUUUUAUAUGCCCGGGCAUAUACCAGUGAGCAUCAAAUGGAGCUCUUAGAUUACGUAGCAGCUAAAUUUCAUGAAGAGCCUGGCAUUUUUAAGCUUUUGAUCAUUGAUUCCAUCAUGGCUCUAUUCAGAGUAGAUUUCAGUGGUCGAGGAGAGCUGGCUGAACGGCAGCAGAAACUAGCUCAGAUGCUGUCCAGGCUUCAGAAAAUUUCUGAAGAAUAUAAUGUAGCUGUAUUUGUCACAAAUCAAAUGACUGCUGACCCUGGAGCAACCAUGACGUUCCAGGCUGACCCUAAAAAACCUAUAGGGGGCCAUAUUCUGGCACAUGCUUCCACCACCAGAAUAAGUUUAAGGAAAGGAAGAGGUGAACUGCGUAUAGCUAAAAUCUAUGACAGCCCAGAAAUGCCAGAAAAUGAAGCCACGUUUGCCAUAACUUCUGGUGGUAUUAAUGAUGCAAAGGAAUAAUUGUUGCGUGAUCACCAAUGCAGAAAAAAGAGACUUCAUAUUGUCAAAUCUGCUUCUUCAUAAUAAAACUCUGCAAUAUAAUAGAGAGGUUUCAUAAAGUUCUGCUUUUUUCUUUUCCUGUUGGAGGUUAAAACUAGUUAGAAACAUUGGUUAUUUUAAAUAGACACCAUAUGUCUGUAUUAACAUGAGCCCAAUAAACAGGUAUUUAGUUUCA